Lingula anatina is the source of this 2257-nucleotide messenger RNA. Its product is annotated as nucleotide sugar transporter SLC35D2. The record is from RefSeq and is a predicted model, not a curated record. NCBI's taxonomy places the organism in Eukaryota, Metazoa, Brachiopoda, Lingulata, Lingulida, Lingulidae.
CGCUCUCUGUUUACUGUGCCAUGCUGGUGUCAUGGCGGGAUCUGGCGAACAUGCCGACGGAGCUCCGCCGUUUAUGUACCGAAUUCUAUCGGCACUGUUCUAUGGAUUCGCGUCUUUUAUGAUCAUUGUGAUCAACAAGGUAGUCCUCACAACGUACAAGUUUCCAUCUUUCCAGUUCUUAGGACUGGGACAGAUGCUUGCCACUGUAAUUGUAUUAUUUAUAGGCAAAUGCUUACAUAUUGUUAACUACCCAGAUUUAAGACCAGAUGUGAUAAAAAAGAUAUUUCCUCUGCCGCUGUUCUACCUUGGCAAUCUCAUAUUUGGUCUUGGUGGAACCAAAAAGCUCAACUUGCCUAUGUUUACAGUGCUGAGGAGAUUUUCCAUAUUAAUGACAAUGAUAUUAGAGUACUAUAUCCUAGGGGUGAAAGCCUCUUAUAAGGUGCAAUUCUCAGUAUUCUGUAUGAUAUUUGGUGCAAUCGUGGCAGCAAGUGGUGAUCUUGCCUUCAACUUCUGGGGUUAUACCUUUCUUCUGCUGAAUGACAUAACCACGGCUGGGAAUGGGGUAACAACAAAAAAAAAGCUCGAGUCAAAAGAAUUGGGCCAGUAUGGUAUAUUAUACUACAAUGCAUUAUUUAUGCUGUUACCAGCAACUUUAAUUUGUGCCUAUACAGGAGAUAUACAAAAGGCAACAAACUUUGAGGGAUGGGGAAAUGCCUGGUUCCUGUUACAGUUCACCUUGUCCUGUUUGAUGGGCUUUGUCCUUAUGUAUUCUGUUGUAAUGUGCACACAUUAUAAUUCUGCUUUAACAACAACCAUUGUUGGGGUUUUAAAGAAUUUAUUGGUGACCUACUUGGGGAUGAUAAUAGGAGGAGACUAUAUCUUUAGUAUAACAAACUUCACUGGAUUAAAUAUAAGCUGUGCAGGAAGUGUUUUCUACACGUACAUCACAUUUAGAGAAAAGAAGAAGAAGACUGAAACAGUAUCUACCUCAGAAGGUAAUGAGCAAAGUCAAGAGCAAUACAAUACCAGCAGUAUACCAAUCUCCCCACGUACCAAUGUGCAUGGCAUGCAGCAGAAUAACCCAAUAACUAACGCUGAAAAUGUGUAGUGAUAUUUUCUUCAAGCUCCUGUAGUUUAAAAUGGAUUUUACUAUGCACCUGUUUGACAGUCUGUCGGGUGUUAUGCCAACUGCGAAAAAUUCUUAGUUUCAACCAUCUCAUGUUUGAUUUCCUUUUGGAGUAAGGCCACAUGGAUAUUUAUUGGAUGCAUGCAAACUUACUAUUGGGAAUAUUUUGUGUAUCUUAUUUAUUAUAAAGAUUCUAUUUUUGUAUUGGCUACAUUCUGCACCAACUUAACUGCAUGUAAGUAGAGCCUGGGGAAUACGUGUGAGCAUGUGAUAAACAUAUUUUUGUAUUUAUUAGCAAACUGUAUUAUAAUCAGAGCAUAAACUGGUCUUUAGGGAGUGUUUCUGUGGUUUGUUUGUAAUACCACAUGUGUUAAUUUUAAUGUCAUUAUUAUUUCAGUGUUUCAUUAUCAUUUUCAUGCACAAAUUGAGCUUUUGCUUGACAUGUUCUAACAAUACAAGAAGCAUUGAGAAACAGGCAUGGUUUUUGGUUGAAGAUCUGCAAAAUGUUGUGAAUCAAUAUAUUGAUAUGUAUGUAAUUAUACAAAGUGUCAUUUAUUCUUAUUUUGUUGUGAUUUAAAAGAUUCAAGGAUAUGAUAGAAAUAGAGGUAACUUUUAUAUUGAUUUUGCUUUUAAAUAGGGCUAUAUAGCCUGCUUGUUAGAUGAUUUGAAGAUCAAAUAUCAGGUCUUCCUGUUAUCGUUGUGUCAUGCUUUGGUGCUUCUAAAAUGAUUUACUGCAUAUGGUUCUGAUGAUUUCAAAACAGGCAUGAGACAUUGUGCAAUUGCUCCAUCUCUUCUGAGUGAAGUAGAAAAAGAUAGGAAAUAAUUACACAGUUGUUUUGGAGCAACUGCAAGCUAACUUCAUGGUUCAGUGUUGUAUGAUUUUGCACACUUGCUGCUUAAGAGCUUAAAAGCUAACAUUCAUGCAAUUUAAGGUGCUGGUGAUUAGUGGUUGAUAUGAUCUACAAUUUUAAAAAAAAUUUAUAGUAUAUUAUUUAAGUAUGACAGAAUAUAUAUGAUUAUAAAACUGUUUUGAAUGUUACGUGACAGUAUUUUAGGCUGUUGUCAUCAUCAUGAUUUGACACUUUUUUACUUCAACAGAGGGCAGCAGCUAUCCUUUGUUGAUGAUGACCU